ACUCCGUGAUAUGUCCAUGGCCGCUCCACGUGUGUCUGCGUUUGCUGCCUUCCAGAAUAUAAAAGAGACUAAAGGCCAGGCUGGCUUGAAAAAGAAGAAGCGUGUCGUCUGUAAGACAGAAUACAGACUGUCAAAGAAGAAAAGAAAGCUUGCCAGGCCCGAUGCUGAAGCAUGUUUGAAAUACACAAAUGGAGUAGAUGAAGAUAGGGGGGUGCAUGCACCUAGUCACACAAACAGCUCAAACAAGAAAGAGAGAAAACUGUGUACAGAGGCAACAAAUGAAGAACUGGGACCUUUAGAACUGACAGCACAUGAUUUGCGAAGCAGCAUCAAGCAGCAUGUUGGACCUUCACUACAGUCUGUACUGCAGAAUCUGGGGGAAAUCCAGAACAGCAAGGAGCGAGCUAAAACUUUAUUCAAAUGGUUGAUUUCUCCCAUUAAGCCCAAGGAAUUUUUCAGGAAUAUUUGGGAGAAGAAACCUGCUCUAAUUAGACGACACAACAGCAAAUACUAUGAUGGAUUUUUUUCUAUUUCAGAAUUUGACCGCAUUCUUAGAGAAGAUAAUGUGCAGUUUGGUGUAAACUUGGAUGUCACCAGUUAUACUGAUGGAGUACGGGAAACCCACAAUUCCCCUGGCAGAGCUCUGCCACUAGUUGUAUGGGACUAUUUCAAGAAUGGCUGUUCUUUGAGGUUAUUAAAUCCCCAGGCCUUCUCUGUCACAGUGUGGAAUGUCUUGUCUAUCCUCCAGGAGCUCUUUGGAAGCAUGGUUGGAGCAAACACGUAUCUGACCCCUCCUGCCACUCAGGGUUUUGCACCCCAUUAUGAUGACAUUGAAGCCUUUAUAGUUCAGCUGGAAGGCAAGAAGCACUGGAGAGUCUACAGUCCUAGGAAUACAUCGGAACAGCUUCCUCAGUUCUCAAGUGCUAAUUUCACAGACCAUGAUAUUGGAGAGCCCAUUCUGGAGACGGUUUUGGAAGCUGGAGACCUCCUUUACUUCCCUCGAGGGUUCAUUCACCAGGGUGACUGUUUUCCUGAUGUCCACUCUUUGCACAUAACUAUCUCUUCAUUCCAGAAGAAUAGCUGGAUUGACCUACUGGAAAAACUCUUGCCAGCAUCCCUGCAGAUUGCAGCUGAGGAGGAUGUUGAAUUUCGGCAGGGGCUUCCUCUAGACUACAUGGAGUACAUGGGUGUACAAAAUGCAGACUUGGAGGAUCCACGAAGAAACGCAUUCAUGGAGAAGGUUCACUCGUUGGUGAAGAAGCUGACAGAGUAUGCUCCAGUAGAUGCAGCUGUAGAUCAGAAGGCGAAGCAGUUUCUGCAUGACUGUCUGCCCCCCGCACUUACUCCUGCUGAAAAAGCUUGUAGUGUGCUUGGCGCCUCAACAAGAUGGGAGAAUGGAAGUGUGAUUGACUGCACAGCACAGCUGGAAAAGGACUCACAGAUAAGAUUUCUUAGAGGCAAUAUUGCAAGGUUGUGUAGUGAAGGAGAUUCUUGCCUAUUAUAUUAUUCAACUGACAAUUCCAGAAUAUACCAUAAGGAGGAGGCAAAGUUUAUUGAAGUAGAUGCUGAGCAUGUGGAUGCCAUAGAUUAUCUUCUGCAUUCUUACCCAAAUUACGUGAAUGUUGACAGGCUUCCCUGUGAAACUGCCGAUGACAAGCUUGCCCUGACCACUAUGUUAUUUGAGAAAGGCCUAUUGACCACCAGAGAACACAUUUCUUCUGUCUUUGAAAAAUGA
Staurois parvus is the source of this 1735-nucleotide messenger RNA. NCBI's taxonomy places the organism in Eukaryota, Metazoa, Chordata, Amphibia, Anura, Ranidae. The record is from the annotation of a GenBank genome assembly.